Megalops cyprinoides (Indo-Pacific tarpon) is the source of this 3833-nucleotide messenger RNA. Its product is annotated as serine/threonine-protein kinase D3-like. Bases 796 to 3471 code for a protein of 891 amino acids. Gene Ontology annotation, biological process: protein phosphorylation. Gene Ontology annotation, molecular function: protein serine/threonine kinase activity; ATP binding. NCBI's taxonomy places the organism in Eukaryota, Metazoa, Chordata, Actinopteri, Elopiformes, Megalopidae. The record is from RefSeq and is a predicted model, not a curated record. The transcript is spliced from 19 exons.
UUUCCAAGAGUGGAGAAGUAGGAAAUGAUACUCGCUGCUCGCCAAAGCUUACUCACUCAAAUGCAUUUUUUUGCAGUGGAAAAACUGUAGCACCGCUCUUUUGCUAAACGACGUUAUGAAUCAACUUACAGUGUUUUGCUUUUGAUUCAUGUUGGAAUUAGAAGUUUGUGCAGUCCUCCUCCCAGGGAAACAAAACCGCCCUUUGGAUAAAGAUUUCCGGUGGUAGAGCCAGGACGUCUGACGAGAGCAAGCAACGCCGGAGAAAAAUGCCCAUCCUCUAGUGAGCGCACUGACUGCACUGAGAACAGCGUGUUGGGGUGUCGUGGGCUCCUGUGGAUCAGACCAUACUUUUUGUUUGGCUGCGCACGCUCAAGCGGCAUUUUCCACGGAGCGUGAACUGUGGCAUUUAGCGGGGAUGCUGCCGGAUUCAACACAUGUGCUCGAAUGACUUCAGCUGAAACAUACAUUUCACCUGUGUGGUGUGAAGAAGCAGUACUGUAACUGACAGCGACUACCUUUUGCAUCUUACUUUUUGCUCUCGCAGAAUACUAUCUCGUUGGAAAUACAGCCGAACACGUUUCCACAUGGAAGAAAACGGCAUCACUGCAUCCUUUGAUUUUUGACGGAUUCCACACUUUCAACGAACAUCUUGUCUGCGUAGCUCCUACAGACCGGACAAAAAAUGUCAGAACUGACAAAGUGCUGCUUUUGAUUAGAGCUGUUCAUUUCAGGAACAUUACUGAACUCGCACCUUGAACAGUUUUCUUUUUUGGAUCAACUAGAGGAAGAAAGCAAAUGUCUACCGGUAGCAGCUCGUCUCCUCCGUCCUUAUCAAGAGUGCCGCUCCUCUCUCAGCAUCCCACUGCGCCGCCGACCCCCUCGCCGUCCCCCAGCCCGCCGGCUCCGCUGUACAGCCGCCUGUCGAACGGGAGCGCCAGCGCUCCCAGCCCCACCAACUCCCGGGGCUCUUUCCACGGCGUUUCCUUCCUCCUGCAGAUAGGACUGACCAGGGAAACGGUGAACCUCGAGGCAAAUGACCUGUCCCUUUCUGCGGUGAAGGACCUCGUCUGCUCCAUAGUGGACCAAAAGUUCCCGGAGUGCGGAUUCUUUGGCAUGUACGACAAGAUCCUGCUCUUCCGCCAUGACCUGAACUCAGACAACAUCCUUCAGCGGCUGACGUCGGCCGCGGACAUCCAUGAGGGGGACCUGAUCGAGGUCGUCGUCUCCGCGCUCGCCACCGUCGAGGACUUCCAGAUCCGGCCGCACACGCUGUACGUGCACUCCUACAAGGCCCCCGCCUUCUGUGACGACUGCGGCGAGAUGCUGUGGGGCCUGGUGCGGCAGGGCCUCAAAUGCGAAGGAUGCGGGCUGAACUACCACAAGCGCUGCGCCUUUAAGAUCCCCAACAACUGCAGCGGCGUGCGCAAGAGACGGCUGUCCAACGUGUCCCUGCCCGGCCCCUCCCUGUCCACCCCCCGCCCCGCCCCUGUCGAGCACGCGGUCGUGGCUCUGGAGGAGCGCUCCCAUCAGGAAGCGGGCAAGCGCAUCCCGUCCUGGAGCGGCCGACCCAUCUGGAUGGAGAAGAUGGUUCUGGGCCGGGUCAAGGUGCCUCACACCUUCGCAGUACACUCCUACACCAGGCCCACCAUCUGCCAGUACUGCAAGCGUCUGCUCAAGGGCCUGUUCCGACAGGGCAUGCAGUGCAAAGAUUGUAAAUUUAACUGCCACAAGCGAUGUGCAUCAAAGGUACCGAGAGACUGUCUUGGUGAGGUGGUCUUCAAUGGAGAGCCGGCCAGCCCGGGCCCCGAUUCGGACGUCAACAUGGAGGUGGAGAGCAGCGAUGUAAACAGCGAGGGCAGCCGAGGCCUGGAGGACUCUGAGGAGGCAUCCACUCCGGAGGACAAGGUCUUCUUCAUGGACCCGUCUUUCCUGGACGGGGACAAGGACGAGGAGACCAGCAAGACCAUCAGUCCUUCCACCAGCAGUAACAUCCCCCUGAUGCGAGUGGUGCAGUCCAUCAAGCACACCAAGCGGAAGAGCUCCACCGUGGUGCGCGAGGGCUGGAUGGUGCACUACACCAGCAGAGACAACCUGAGGAAGAGGCAUUACUGGAGGCUGGACAGCAAGUGUCUGACCCUGUUUCAGAAUGACACAGGAGCCAAGUACUACAAGGAGAUCCCGCUGUCGGAGAUCCUGCAGGUGGAGGCUGCCCGGGACUUCAGCAGUCUGGCCCUCGGCGGAAACCCGCACUGCUUCGAGAUCAUCACCGACACCAUGGUCUACUACGUGGGCGAGAACAACGGGGGCAACCUGCCGAACCCGGUGCUGGCCGCCUCGGGGGUGGGCCUGGAGGUGGCGCAGGGCUGGGAGAAGGCCAUCCGGCAGGCGCUGAUGCCCGUCACCCCCCAGCCCAGCGUCUGCUCCGCCGCGGGGCAGGGCAAGGACCACAAAGAGCUGUCCAUCAGCAUAUCUGUGUCCAACUCGCAGGUGAAGGAGAACGUGGACAUCAGCUCAGUGUACCAGAUCUUUGCUGAUGAGGUCCUGGGUUCAGGGCAGUUUGGAAUUGUGUACGGAGGGAAACACAGGAAAACAGGAAGAGAUGUGGCCAUCAAGGUGAUUGAUAAGAUGAGGUUCCCAACCAAACAGGAGAGCCAGCUGAGAAACGAAGUGGCCAUUCUCCAGAACCUACACCACCCUGGGAUUGUCAACCUGGAAUGCAUGUUUGAGACACCUGAACGGGUCUUCGUCGUCAUGGAGAAGCUCCACGGGGACAUGCUGGAGAUGAUCCUGUCCAGUGAGAAGAGCAAGCUGCCAGAACGCCUGACCAAGUUCCUGGUUACACAGAUCCUGGUGGCUCUCAGGCACCUGCAUUUUAAGAACAUCGUACACUGUGACCUGAAACCUGAGAACGUGCUGCUGGCUUCUGCUGAGCCCUUCCCUCAGGUGAAGCUGUGUGAUUUCGGCUUCGCCCGCAUCAUUGGGGAGAAGUCGUUUCGCCGCUCGGUGGUGGGCACGCCGGCGUACCUGGCCCCCGAGGUCCUGCGCAGUAAGGGCUACAACCGCUCGCUGGACAUGUGGUCCGUCGGCGUCAUCGUCUACGUCAGCCUGAGCGGCACCUUCCCCUUCAACGAGGACGAGGACAUCAACGAUCAGAUCCAGAACGCCGCCUUCAUGUACCCACCCACCCCCUGGAGGGAGAUCUCGGCAGAAGCGACAGACCUGAUAAACAACCUGCUUCAGGUGAAGAUGAGGAAGCGCUACAGUGUGGAUAAGUCCCUCAGUCACCCCUGGCUGCAGGACUACCAAACGUGGCUGGACCUGCGGGAGUUUGAGACCAGGAGAGGGGAGCGCUACAUCACUCACGAGAGCGACGACGCCCGCUGGGAGGAGUAUGCCGACGAGCACAACCUGGUCUACCCCAAGCACUUCAUCAUGUCGCCCAACCUAGACGACAUGGAGGAGGACCCCUAGAGGCCAGGGGAACUCCCUGCGCGCGUCAGCGGAGGAGUUAGCAGGCAGGGCGGCCUGUCUGACAGAGACCUGGGGAGACGCUCCAGCCCCUGGACCCGAGGCGGGCCUAAGGGCCUAAAAGCGCUCACUGUGGCGUGGGGGCGGAGCAUGGGCACUGUGCAGACGCCCGAGCGGACACAGCACCGCUGGGACAAACACGAGGAGCCCAGCGGGGGAGACUUUUCUUUUUCAGGAUAUUUUAUUUUAUUUUAUUAAACAUUCCAGAGAUCUGGCAAUGCUCUUUCUCAGCUCUCUAAAAUGAAAAAUCUGCCUUUUCUACAAGCCAUAAGAUACAGGUCUUCUGACCCUGAUUUCUCGGUUGA